GCCUUGUUCCUUGGCGAGCUUGUACCAUUUAUCAAGACGUCCCUUGGCUGUCUUCUUCUGCGUACCUGCCAUAGCGAGUUGUGUCGAUGCUCAGGUGUUCAAGGGUGCCUCUUCCUGCUCGUCGCUCGUCCAGAAAAAAAGAUUUGUCGCAGGCUUCAAGACCAGAAGGACCACUACUAGGCCUACUCUUCAAAAUCAAGCAGCAAGCAUGGGCCAGAAGCGCAAGAGAGCAGCAGGACCGCCUACAAGGACAGAUGCUCCAUCGGCGACGGUACAGACCAAAUCAAAGAAGCCCAAGCGCAAAUCUGCAGAGCAAGAAGGCGGCAAUGUCCCCAGAAAGUUCCGUAUGCUCAUGGCGCAUAAGGAUCUCUCUCAAAAGACCAAAGAGAUUGAGCGGGAGCAGAAUGCAUGGAAGCGGACCGCGCAGCAAAGUGAGGCGACCGAGGCGGAGGCUACCAAGAAACUUGUACCUGAGCCGGGAGAGAAGUUGUCUGACUUCAAUCGGCGCGUAGACAGCAUCAUGCCCAUCAAGCACAGCAAAAGCUCAGAGACAAAAGGGCCAGCGGAUAUCAUUGACUUUGCAGAGAAGCGGCGACGGAAGCAGUCGGAGCGACAGAAGAAGCAGAAUGAAGAGCAUCUCAACAGACUGCGGAAGAAAGACGAAGCGCGGCAAGACGAUACUGAUAAAGCCUUUGAUGACUAUGAGUUUGCGACAUUCAAUAAGGAAGCACAAACGGGAAAGGGUCGCAAACGUGCAGCUUCUCCAGAUCCAUGGGCCGUCUUGUUGCGCCCUGAGCGACAGUACAAGUUCAAUGAUACGGUUGAGGCGCCUCCAAUACUGACCAAGAAGGGAAAGCUCGUCAAGGGUGCGCCUCGUGUAUAGAUGUAGCCUUCCAGAGCAGGACACUAGCACUUAUAUAGCUCCGGUCCCUGGCCGCUU
Protomyces lactucae-debilis is the source of this 940-nucleotide messenger RNA. RefSeq lists its product as uncharacterized. Bases 209 to 883 code for a protein of 224 amino acids. Lineage: Eukaryota; Fungi; Ascomycota; Taphrinomycetes; Taphrinales; Protomycetaceae. The transcript has a single exon. The record is from RefSeq and is a predicted model, not a curated record.